Syngnathus acus (greater pipefish) is the source of this 4954-nucleotide messenger RNA. RefSeq names its product protein split ends. The transcript has 8 exons. NCBI's taxonomy places the organism in Eukaryota, Metazoa, Chordata, Actinopteri, Syngnathiformes, Syngnathidae. The record is from RefSeq and is a predicted model, not a curated record. The coding region runs from base 754 to 3987 and encodes 1077 amino acids.
GCAGUGACUCAUGUUGUUCUGCGGAAUCACUGGAAGAACCUCCGGCAAGCCGAGUCUGGAAUAUUCACAAGUACAUCCUGUUAGCUUUGCAUGCGUUCUUCUACGUCUUCCGAUUUUCCAUUGCGUUAGCUUACUGGAGCUUUUCACAUUGAUAUCUAGUCCGUCGACGCAGGGAAAGGUUAUUAAUAUCUGCAGUUCCACAGAAGCCAUAUUCUGUUUUGUCCACUACAAAGCAUUCAGUUGAUUCCUCAACAUUCCGGCAUUAAUUUAUGUAACAUUUUAUGGUUGGAUUGUCAUGCUAUUGGAAUUCAAUAUAGUUCUCACUAACUUUGAGUGUUAGAUUGCCCAUUGCAUUGACAUAAUAGGGUCAACGUGAUCAAUAGGCCACCACAUGCAUACAGUAAGUUUUGCUGUCUGUAAUAUUUAUUUCUUCUCCCACUGAUGAAAAAAAAAUUGACAUUUAAACACAGGAUGCAUUCUUUAUUUAUUUUUCUUAUCCAUCUCAGAGAACACAUUUUCUCAAAUGUGCUACGAAAGCACACCUCGAAACUCACAACUGACCCCUCUGUCAUUGGGUGACACUGCAGUCUAUUGAAUUGUGCGUGUGUGUGUGUGUCACACGCUUCACCGUUCAAUUGGGAAGGGCAUCACACAGAAUGUCAUUUAGCUUCUGGGACAAAGCAUCAGUAAGCAUCUCCACUUCAUCCCGGUGGAUACUUUGAGACGAAGAUUUGAAGGUUCCAAAUAUCUGAAAUGUGUGACCAACAAAAAAAAGUCAAGAACAAAAAAACAGAAGGCAAAAGUCAAGAAAUGAAACACCAUCACUCCAAACAAACUCACGGUCACCUACAUCAUCGUCAAAAGAAGUUCCAUCAGUCGGAUGAGGACAACCAAGACACCCAUUCAACAGCGGAGGACAGCUUGCUAAGUGAUCACGUCUCGCAUCGUUACCAUCGCAAGCAACAUCGUGGCCAGCUUUCUCUAUCUGAAACCUCUUUCACUUCAUCAUACGGUUCUUCUUCAUCCACUUUCUCCUCUUCAUCAACAACCGCCUCUUCAUCUUCUUCAUCAUCCACGUCAGCAUCUUCCUCGAGUCUGUCGUCGGAGAAUAGCAGUGAAGGUUCCGAGGAAUUUCUUCUUAGGAGGCCCCAGCAUUCACAGUCUUGUAAUAACAUUUCUGAAAAGCACAAGUACAUCGAAGAAGAAGAAGACACCGCACCUUUGAUUGGAACCAGUGGUCACCCAGGCAAGCCGAAACAGGCAAAAGGCAAGUCUUCUCAUAAUGGCUCCAAGCAAGGCACCCGGAAGAAGACUCGUGACACAGCAAGUUUCCGCAAAUCUAAAUCUAUGGAGGCCCUCACGUUCCCCUCCGAAAACGAGGGGAACGAAGAAGAACAAGAAAGGAGAAAAAAUGAAAUCAGAAAGAAUUUAUUGAAGGAGAAAAUGAAAUUCUCUGCCUUUCUCAAUGAGAUCACUCGACAAGUUCUCAGCCCCAUGAGACUCACUACUCUGGGCGUUACAGAUGCUCAGAAACCGAGCAUCACCGAGUCGGCUUCCAGCAAGUCCGAGGACAAGAGGCGACACCAGAGGAGUCGACCUGUCAGCGCCGACUCUGUUACCUCCAGCCAAUAUUCUCAUUCUCAGCUUUCAAAGUCAAACUCGUCCCACCAUCAUCGUGGGCAUGACUCUCCAGACUCACCCAAAAGCUGCACUGACAUAAGUUAUUUGGAAAGACAUCCAUCAUGGUCCCAAACAUCUCAACAUUGCUCACGGUCACCCAGUUGGAAACAGAACCGCCGUCGGAACCAAGGAGAUAUUCAACGGUGUCAUCAUAGCCCGAGUUAUCACAGAUACGCCCGUGACAAAAGUCCUCAUCGUCAUCGUAGAUGUUACAGUCCCGUCUCAUAUUCCAGUUAUGAAGAUUGCGACAGUUCCAGCUAUCAUCACAACAAACGUUCUCCUCACAAUCACUAUGAAGACGACCGUGACGGAGGACGCUACGGCACUUUAACUCAUUCCCGUCAUCAUGACCCGGCUAAUCCUCAGCAGGGUGAAGAUCAUCUCCAUUAUCGCCGAGGAUACUUUCCUCGCCACGGAGGUCGUCACUCUCCAACGUAUUAUCAUGAAGAGCACCACAACCAUCAUCAGCAAAUUCGCAAUAGCCUAUCACAGCACCACAAAGACCGUCCAAAUAAAGGUCAUCACCAUAGCAACCAUUUAAAUACAAAACGUCCAACGACGCCGCGUCAUGGAAACCAAGCCCAAAACGAUAAACCAAAACAUCACCAUGGAGACCCCCGUGACCUCGCUCACCAUCACGGCUUAAAAGACCAACAUCAUCCUAAUCGUCAACAUGGAGAUCAGAUCCUGCAACAAAACCAUAGUGUCCAUGGAGAUGGACGGCCCCACCAGAGAUCCAAAUCUAGUGAAUUUGGAGACCAUCAUAAACCAAGUCAUCAUCAUCACCAUGGCGAUGACCACAAGGCGGUACAGCAACCUGACAGCCAGAAUUCCCAUCAAGAGCACCGCUAUGGAGCUCAUCACAUUCCAAAACGUCCCCAUUAUCAUGGAGACAGCCCAAGCCAUGAAGAUCGCCACAACAGUUCUCACCAUCAGCAUCACCAUGGCAACCACAACAGUGAAAUCCAUGAAAACCACCUUGGGGAUCCAAGUCAUCCUGAGCCACAUCUGCACAAACAUGAGCCGCAACAUGAGGAGAAGCACCGUCACAUAAAAGGGGAGUCUGCCGUCAGGUUGCCUCCAACCAGGAAGAUGAACACCACCUCCGGUCGAGACGAGGAACAAACCGACUUCACCGUCCCAUCGAUACCGCAAGAACCAACUCGUGAAAUGGACAAAAUUACGCUCCCCAAAGGAGAGAAUGAAGGUCAACGUUUAUUGACGUCAGCAGUCAAGAUGGAGUGUUUUGGAGAUUUUUUAAACAGUCAUAAGGUUUUGGAAGAAGAGCUCCAGAGGACGCGUAUGGAAUUGAGCAACCUCACAGAGAGUUUUAAAAUACUCCAUGAAAAUUGUUCAUCCACACAACAAACAAAUAGCCUACUGGAGCAAAAAUUGAACUCGGUGACUAAAAGCAUGGAAGGAGAGCGCCAGAGGUUGAGCCGACGUAUUUCAGCAUUGACGGAACAGCUGACCUCAGCCAAGUAUACCAACAAUGUGGAAACAUUUAAUGUCAAUUCCAUGCUGAGCGAACCCAACGACCAUUUUUUUCCAGACGAUGCCAUCAGUCAAUUUAUGCUCCCUCUGGCACCUCCUCCAGUCCAGUUCAUGGACAGCCAAAACUACGAGAAGGUCAAAGCUGCAGGGCAGGAACAAUGUCUGGGGUCGGUUCCAGAGGAGGAGGAGUCGGACUGGUCAGAAAUGGGGGAAGAGAUCCCGAGAUUUCUCCUAACAAACAGAAAUCAAGCAUGGCCGCCCGGGGAAGCAGACAUGGACAAAGACAGCGAGUCAGAGGAAAUUCUCUGUCUUCACUCUCCUCAACCUCUGCAGGUACCUCAUCUCAAAUUCACCAUCCACAAUGAGAUUUUACCUGCCCCACCAGGCAAUGCUUGCCUCUCAGCUAUAACAGAUGAGAGCGCAUUUCAGAUGGCCGCCAGCCAGAACCUUGGCUCGACCAUAUUGAUCAGGUCAACUAGCCUAGAGCAAAUCCCGCUUGCGUGCCAUCAAAUGCCAAAGGAACUGAGAGGCACGGAAGCCAUGAUGGACCUCCACCACCCUGGGGAUGAAGCUAUUGAUGAUUUAGACAAUGAGAUCAUCCAUCAUUGGAGAAGAAACAAUGACAGGGAUGGAAGGGCAUUGGAAGCUGAUAGCGCCCCCUGCAGUCUGCAGUCUGUUGAGCAGAUGCUCAACCAGUUCAUGUGCAAAGAACCUCAGUCCAGUGAGGGGAUAUGUCAGAGAAGGUCUGACAUGCAUGGAUGGACAGGCGGGAUUGCAGAGGAGGUUUUAGGAGGGGAGCAAACACAGCUGUGAUAAAAGAAACAAAAAAAUGGUUUGCUGAAUUCAGUAUAUAUAACUUAUUUUGCUAAUUUUUCCCCCCCUUCCCGUUUUAUUCAGCAGAUUUGAAUGAUCUUUUUAGAAAAAUCCAGCCAUUACCUUUGAAUGUGAAGAAAUAUCCUAAAAUACCCUCAAGGACUCCUGCUUGUAAAUACUUCAAAAAAGUAGUCAAAGAUUUGGAAGUGGAAUUUGAAAGAAUUUUGUAGAUAUGCUAUUCUGUAUAAAUGCAAUUUGAAGAAACGUUGAUGGUUUUUCCUGUGUAAAUAUAUUUCUCUGUAAAAAAAAAAAAUAAAAAAAAAAAAUAUAAGGAAAAUUAUUCACGUCUGCUCUGACCACAUAAUUACAGGAAUGAAAUAAACAAAUGGGAAAAUAAAUAAAUCAUUGAUCUGCAAUGUUAUGAAUGAAUAGUGUGCUUGUUUAGGUUUCAUUUAUCUUCUGUGAAAAUAUUUGACACAUUUAAAUUCUCAUGUCAAUUGCCUGGUGAGCUAUCCAGGGUGACCUCACCUCUCUCCUCGUGUCAGCUGAGAUAGACUCCACCCCCUGACCUUGCACGAGAUACGGUAGGUAUUGAUCAUGGAUAUUCUGAAAUGUGGCUUAUAUGCAAUGCUGUGGAGAAUGUCAAUAUCCUAAUUAUUAUAUUUUUCUUCACAGAAAUCAUGUUAAUAUAUAAUAAAUAGAAGGUUAGGGUUAGCAUGUAAGUUUUGUCACUUAACGGGUAGCUAUCACUCUUGUUUUCUCAAAUCCACUUUGUCAUCAGUGUCUGUUUGAUGGAUGCUGAGCAGACAAUGGCCUGGAUUCUCCUGACCACCUUAAUAGGAUAGGCAGGCAUUAGCAUUAAGACGCUCCCAGCGUUCAGGUUUGCCAAAUCCACUGUGUGGAGCUGCAUCGCAGUCGGUGGUUAUUUGUGGACUUUUUUUCAGCACUUUUGGGAGACAAAAAUAAG